This is a messenger RNA of Suillus subalutaceus, 949 nucleotides long. RefSeq lists its product as uncharacterized. Bases 74 to 949 code for a protein of 291 amino acids. The transcript has 2 exons. NCBI's taxonomy places the organism in Eukaryota, Fungi, Basidiomycota, Agaricomycetes, Boletales, Suillaceae. The record is from RefSeq and is a predicted model, not a curated record.
CGACGACACUCUCGUUUCGUCGCUUCUCUGUCACAUACCAGCAGUUGAUUGUCAGCAUAGACUAAUUUUCAACAUGCUGAGAAUUAGAAACAACCCGAACCUCAAUAUCUGUCCGGACUAUGCGUCUGAGGUCUUCGACAACAUUCGCGCACAAUUGGUCAACGAGAACACGACCGAAAUUCAAGCCAUGCAGUUGCUUAGGAACAUUUGGGAGGCCAACAACAAUGCAGUCAAAGACGAGGAACGAGAAGAACAACGUCAAAGGCUAGACAAAGAGGAACAAGAAAGACUCAAUCAAGAGAGGAUCGACGAGGAAGAAGUAGCACGCAAAGAAGAAAGGAAGAAAAAUAAACACAAGUUUAUUCCGAUUCUCGAGGCCGGCAUCCCCGACGAUCCUGCCAACACGCCGUGCUCUUACGCUCUUAAGAAGUUGGACAAAGGUGACUACGUGGAGUUAUGGUAUUUUACCAAUGACGGUCUGGAUGAGGCUAAUCUCAAGAAGACCGUCGACGAUGACACUAUGAUACUGUCAACUCUAGCGAAUGGGUCAAUGGCGUGGGUAUCGUCAGCAUCGACCAGAAGCGCACGUGCAGUAGUCAAUGACGAAAACUUACCCUUCGAGGAGUUUUGUCAAGCCUGUCCUCGCUUUCUGAAAGCGGUAGAAGAAGUGGACUGGCCAGAGGACAGAGUUCAAAUGAUGGCGCGUUUUUGGAUGAAUAUACAAGUCCACGAAUUUCGUGCAUUAAGAGAUCCAUUAGCCCAAAAAGCUCUCCUCGUCUAUCAAGCGGAGCAGCGCAGAUCCUGGCAUGCAGCUGCAAAGUCCUCAGUAGGGCCAUACAACAUCUCUAUCGUUAAUGAGAAAGUUUUGAAGGCCACAAGAGACCGAGUGUAUUGGGAAGAUCGCAACAAGAGAGACAACGAGCAGGACUACAAGGUCAGCGUCUACUAA